Molecule: messenger RNA, 522 nt
Organism: Macrosiphum euphorbiae (potato aphid)
Lineage: Eukaryota; Metazoa; Arthropoda; Insecta; Hemiptera; Aphididae
Source: the annotation of a GenBank genome assembly
AUGAUAAAACUAAUGUCUGCAAAUUCUUGCAAAGAAAUGAUAGAAGCAGGCUGUCAGUUGGUUGAAAAUAUUUUCGGUCAUGAUAAAGUUUUAGAGUUUGUUAAUAAUGUAACUGAUUUUUGGUCAAUGAUAGAAGAUAUUCCAAAUAUUGAUACAACCGAUAAAGGAACUCAAUAUUCAUUAAAAUUAAAGACUAUAGCUGCUAAAACUAGUGGCAUAUUACAAAAAUUAUUUGUUACUCUAUUAAUUGUUUGCCCCCGUUCAAUGACGACAGAAAGAGUGAUUUCACAUUAUAAACAAAUAAAAACUAAUCAUAAAAUAAACUUAUUAGAAGAAACCAUUAAUUAUCGUCUGUAUGUAUCAUUGAAUGGAAUUGGAACCGCACACUAUGAUCCUCGGCCCGCUGUUAUGGAAUUUAAAAAAAAAAAAAAGAAAGACGCUAUCGUGAACCUGAUUUGUCCACUUAUCAGAAUCGUGAUUUCAUCAGUAAAUUUUUCAGAAAAAAAAACCAUUAGCUAUUAA